Temnothorax curvispinosus is the source of this 1864-nucleotide messenger RNA. RefSeq lists its product as uncharacterized. Gene Ontology annotation, molecular function: sequence-specific DNA binding. The coding region runs from base 36 to 1019 and encodes 327 amino acids. The record is from RefSeq and is a predicted model, not a curated record. Lineage: Eukaryota; Metazoa; Arthropoda; Insecta; Hymenoptera; Formicidae. The transcript has 2 exons.
CUUUAUCAUGACUUUACAUUACAUUACCGUUCGCUAUGCCAUCGCAUUGCACUGCAUGCAACUGUUCAAACAACAGUAAUCAAGGCUAUGCACUGGUCAGGUAUCCGCACGAUGAGUCAUUAAAACAAAAAUGGAUUGCUGCGGUUGGAAGAGGCAAGAACUGGUCACCUAGUAGUUCUCAAAAACUUUGCGAGGUACAUUUUGAGCCAUCGCAAAUUGAAUUUGUUGCUGGGCGUAAACGAGUAAAACUAGGUUCAGUUCCUUCUCGUUUUUGUACGUGUCUUUUACAGGAUCGAAAGAACUGUCCGAGGAAUAGUUUCAUUGCACAAUUACCUCUAAACGAGCAACCAUCAAGAAGAAGUAAGCAAUUUAAAAAUGUGCCUAGAAAUCAUUGUGAUCACACAUAUAGUAAGUCAAACCAGCGAAAGCUACUAACACCAUUAACUAUUAAUAAUAUAUCCAAUGGAAAGACAUAUCUAAGAAAAAAAAGGGGAUACUUGAUUCAACAUCAAUGUGGUUGUGUACAGACUGUAAAACCAUUAACCAAAGAAGAUAUACAAACUAUUGCAAAAUCUCAAGAAAUUGUAGAACAAAUAGACGAAAUGCAGUCAAUGGAUGAGAAUAAGGAUUUACUGAAGAGCAUUAUAGAUGAAAAUAAACAGUUGCAGAAUAAGAUGAAAGGAACUAUGGAAGUAAUAGUAAAAAUAGACAAGACUGAAGAAAUUGAUAUAAAAGAUGAGAAUAAGGAUUUACUGAGGAGCAUCAUAGAUGAAAAUGAACAGUUGCAGAAUAGUAUAAAAGAGACUGUGGAAGACGUAGUAAAAGUAGAGAAGAUUGAAGAGAUUGAUAUAAAAGAUGAGAAUAAUGAUAUACUGAGGAGCAUUAUCGAUGAAAAUGGACAGUUGCGGAAUAAGAUAAAAGGAACUGUGGAACAAGUAGUAAAAGUAGAUAAGAAGACUGAAGAGAUUGAUGUAAAAAAUAGAAAGUUAUACGAAGAAAAUUAUGAACUAAAAAAUUAAAAUAUUAAAUAAACGUGUGCAACUUAUGCAAGAAAUGUUGGCUCAGAAUGGACAGCUUUAAAAACUGGGCUGAAAGAAACUAUUAGAAAUUUAUAGAAUGUUUCAAAAUAAACAUUUCUAAAAGCAUUGGGCAUGCGUUUUACUUGGGAUUAAAACUCUUAGUUGAUAAGUUUAAUUCAGUAAAACAAACAGUCGCAAUCGUAAUAAACUAUUAAUUGAUUUGAAAUGAUGAAACUGUGUGCAAUGCAUAUGCCUUUAGAGCAAAUAAUUUGUUUUAUAAACUAUUAUAAAACAAUGUAUAAAAAAUUAUUAUCAAAGUCCUUAAUUUAUUGCAGUAUAUAUACAGGGUGUCCUAAAAAAAAAAGCCAAAAUUUAGGGAGAUAUUUCUCACACCUAAAGGAUGAAAAAAUGUUAUAUGAACAUGGGUGCGGAAACCCAUUUUAUUUCUGCCUGGCUUCUUUUCUGAGUAUGUGACGUUACGGCUAAAUGAGGUAGUGACCUUAUUUGCCAGACAACUUAAGGUCACUUUAAAAACAAAUGUAAAUAAACCUACUGAUUAAACGAUUAUCGUCCACAAUGAUUAAUCUUAAAUUGUUUCUUGUGUAAGUAAUAUAGUCAACAGUAUUUUCAACACAACUCCUGAAUAAAGCGUUUCCGCACAUGUUCAUAUAACAUUUUUUCAUCCUUUAGGUGUGAGGGAUAUCUCCCUAAAUUUUGACCCCCCUUUUUUAGAACACCCUGUGUUUUAUAUAUAUAUAUAUAUAUAUAUAGACUAAUUAAUAAUAAUAAAGUAAUAAGUUCUCUUACAGUAACAUGUUUACAAUAUACGGUUGUUUUUUAUUAAA